Messenger RNA from Aspergillus pseudotamarii, 318 nucleotides. RefSeq lists its product as uncharacterized. NCBI's taxonomy places the organism in Eukaryota, Fungi, Ascomycota, Eurotiomycetes, Eurotiales, Aspergillaceae. The record is from RefSeq and is a predicted model, not a curated record. The coding region runs from base 1 to 318 and encodes 105 amino acids. The transcript has a single exon.
AUGCAACCUUUCGAUCUCCAAUUGCCUGAUGGCAACAACCUGGCUGGCCGUGUAUACAGCCCUCAGCAGACAUCGAAUGUUCGAAGAUACAUGCUCUUGUUGAUCUGCGUGCACGGAGGCGGCUAUGAUGUAGAGUACUUUGAAAUUGACUCACAGCACUCUGUUGCGCGCGACGCACGAGCUUCGACAGUCCCCGUGAUUUCACUCAGCAGACCCAGCUACGGUGGAAGGACCCCUCUUGCGACCAUUGCCGACGGCAGAUCCUCUGGGGAACAACAGAGGCAGUAUCUAAACACGACAAUCCUACCAGCACUCUAG